This is a messenger RNA of Kogia breviceps (pygmy sperm whale), 599 nucleotides long. RefSeq names its product small nuclear ribonucleoprotein D2 polypeptide (gene SNRPD2). Lineage: Eukaryota; Metazoa; Chordata; Mammalia; Artiodactyla; Physeteridae. Gene Ontology annotation, molecular function: RNA binding. Gene Ontology annotation, cellular component: pICln-Sm protein complex; U4/U6 x U5 tri-snRNP complex; U5 snRNP. Gene Ontology annotation, biological process: RNA splicing; spliceosomal snRNP assembly. The record is from RefSeq and is a predicted model, not a curated record.
GCCCCCAUCCGCUGGUUGGGUUUGCGCAGGCGCCCACGGAAGUGGGCCGCAGGAAGCGGAAGUCCCGCCUAUGUGUAGCUCUCUGCGGAAGGCUGAAGCAACGCGGAGGUGACGGUAGUGACUUGAGCGUGCGGCCACCACCAUCGCCAACAUGAGCCUCCUCAACAAGCCCAAGAGUGAGAUGACCCCAGAGGAGCUGCAGAAGCGGGAGGAGGAGGAGUUUAACACAGGGCCACUGUCCGUGCUCACCCAGUCGGUCAAGAACAACACCCAAGUGCUCAUCAACUGCCGCAACAACAAGAAGCUCCUGGGCCGUGUGAAGGCCUUCGACAGGCACUGCAACAUGGUGCUGGAGAACGUGAAGGAGAUGUGGACCGAAGUCCCCAAGAGUGGCAAGGGCAAGAAGAAGUCCAAGCCAGUCAACAAGGACCGCUACAUCUCAAAAAUGUUCCUGCGCGGGGACUCGGUCAUUGUGGUCCUGCGGAACCCGCUCAUCGCCGGCAAGUAGGGGCCUCCUCCCUGCCGUCAGAACUUGCCCCCUCGUUUUGCGAAGACUUGCCCUUUGUGCUGGGAAUAAUAAAGUCAUGUGUUUUUUCUAG